Molecule: messenger RNA, 1023 nt
Organism: Kockovaella imperatae
Lineage: Eukaryota; Fungi; Basidiomycota; Tremellomycetes; Tremellales; Cuniculitremaceae
Exons: 7
Coding region: 1-1023 (340 amino acids)
Source: RefSeq, a predicted model, not a curated record
AUGUCUCCCGCAGCAAUCUAUUCCGUAUACACAUCCCCACAACAUGCCCCUAUCCCUGGCCACUUGCCGACCUUGAUUGUGACACCACACGGGCAACCGAACCAGAUCCUUUACACCUAUCUACAUACGGAAGAAAACCGCGUCAACUAUCUCUUGACUCCUUCUCCCCAGGGUGAUCUCUGUGUCGCCAAACUCUUCCCCCCUUCCAACAACUCCGCUCAAAACUCUUCCAGCUCCCUUCCAAAUUCUUCCAAACAGCCCAAACCACAUAACGUGGUCCGAUGCGAGGCGUCACGCGAUCUCCGAUGGACCAUUGAAAAUACUGGUGUCAUGUCCCCCAUCUACAAGAUUGUGAAUCAGGAUGACACGCCGCUGUAUCAAAUCAGUAAACCGAAUCCCAAUGCUGAUUUCUGGACAAUGUUCUACUUCAAGUAUGCUGGGCAUCAGAUUCCUCCCAGGCGGAUAGAGUUCGGCAAGAUCUCGAAGAACCCGCCAGAGAGAGGUGGUGGGACUCGCAUUUCCAUCACUGGAAGAAGCGAGGACGAGAAGCAAGUCUGGCAGACUCUUGGAAUCGGCAAUGAGGACUGUGUGGAAUGGGUCGUCUGCUGUGCAGUCUUAAACUUGCUAGACGAUGAGAUCCUCCGCCAUGCUGAGAAGAAGAAUGCUCCGAAUCCUGCGGCUCCCGCAGCCACAGCUCCCGUCAUAGCUCGAGGUGGUCGGUCCGGCAACCGGGGCUUGGGCGCUGGAAUUGCAUCCACCGCCCCUCCUUCCGGACCUCCAGCUGCCAAUCUCGCCCAGGCUUAUCGUCAAAAUCCCCCUCCACAGAUUGCCCGUAUUCCUCCCGGUCAACCUGGUUCCGCCUACAGGAAUCCGCCUCAACAACAGCAACAGCCAGGUUACGGCAGGCCGCCGCCUGGCGGUCCAUCACCUCAACAGCAGCAACAACAGCCGCAGCAACAGCAGAGAAAUGGCUUUUUCAAUCGACCAUCACCCGCUGCGACUGCCGGUGGACGGCGAUUCUAG